UGAGCGAUCAUAUCAUGUUAUUUAUUUAUUUGAAUUUAUUUUUUAUCUGCCUUUGCACGUUUCAACCUUGCCUCUUCGUAAUGCAAACUCGAAACUUGAAAGCUGCGAUGUAUAAUGACAUUCGGCUGACAGCUAUCAAAGUAGGUCGACAUGAUGAGCAAUAACCAUGGCAGACACACUCAGUACCGUGUCCAUCACCCCGAACCUACAUGAUGAUACCUCUUCCACUUCUGUGAAUUCGGUCCCAUCUCCCCAAGUGAAGCCUAAGCCUCGUUCUACUGUCCCAAAAGGACCCCCACUUCAUCAGAUUUAUGCGCUCCCUGCGCCUAUCCGUACUUUUCCGUUGCCAACCUUCUAUCCAAGUAAUCCGCUGUCUCUUUUCCACGUGGUAUAUGCGUGGGUGAGCCAACUUGUGUCCCCACCACCAACUGAGCCUGCUAUAAUUCAUCAAGGCGUCUGGUCCGCAGAGACUCGAUCAGUCCAUAUCAAGGACCCCAAGUCGAUACGAGCAUUGUGGGAACAGGGGUUCUUCGGUAAAGGCAAUUAUAGUAGGAGCGAGCCGAAUUGGCUUAAGCGAGAACAGGCUCGGAGAGGUGAACAUGAUGGCCGUGUUGCUGAAGCCGUAACCGCUCAGAGGCGAGAAGAGCGCAAGUUGAUGAAGUGGGAUCGUGCUAGGAAAGAGCAAGAAGCAAUCGAACGGACCAGACAGCUGGAAGCAUGGGUAGCUCCAGUUGGACCCGCCGAGUUGUUAGCUCUUCCAAACUCGCAUCGUGAUGUGAAACCCAUAUACCCUAACGGUUCGGCAAGCGAAAGUUUGGCGCGGGUUCCCGUCACGAAUGGUACUCGAAGCGUCGUUGAGACUGCAAAUGGAGCCGCAACUAGCGUCUCGUCAUCAUUAGAUACCGCCACAACGAAAGACGCCGAUAGGACAAGCACGGCCGGGAAGGAAGCAGCAGCGGCUUCAUCCGGGAUAAAUGGUUACUCUUCACGGCCGCACACUCCAACUAACCCCCCUAAAAGACGCAAGUCGGUGCGAUUUUCGCCCAAGGUGGAGUCGACAACUUUUCAGCUGUUUGAUCCACCGAGCCCCCAUCAUGGCGCCUUGCCAAAUGGGAACACGCCUAACGGCGGUAUAUCAAACGGGGUUUCCCCAUCAGCUCGGCCGACAGACUUGGGUCUAUCACAGCCUGCCCUUGAAAGUGAGACGACUGUCAAGACCAGUUCUGAGUCAGAGCUUGAACUUGUAGAUAAGGAGCACCUCCAAUUAUGUCCGGAAGAGGCUUUCUAUCUCGUCUUUGCUCUGGGGGCUUUGAGUAUCCUAGACCCAGAGACCGGUAAACCCAUCACGGCUCCAGAUCUGUUCGCGCUUUGUCGCCAGGUCUCGUACAUACCUCCGAGGACGAUAGAUCUUCGACCGGAUGAUCCCUUUCUUAUUCAUUACGCAGUGUACCACCAUUUUCGUUCUUUAGGUUGGGUGACGCGGCCUGGUAUCAAAUUUGGUGUUGAUUGGAUGUUAUAUAAUCGUGGUCCGGUAUUCUCUCAUGCCGAGUUUGCUGUCAUCGUUUUACCAGCGUACACCGAUCCUUGGUGGAGGACCCAGGGCCGUCAGCCUCCUCGGAGGUCUUGGCACUGGCUUCAUACCAUCAAUCGUGUCCAGGCUACAGCUUUGAAGACCUUGGUUCUUGCAUAUGUAGAUAUACCACCUCCGUUUGAAGAAGGACUAGGGACGGCGGAGGUCUUGAAACGGUAUAGAGUCCGGGAGUUCAUCGUAAGAAGAUGGCUCAGCAAUCGGAAUAGGGAUUAAGUGGUUAUAUAAAAUAGAGGGAUGCAUCAGAAGCGCAAUUGCAUUGGGUGGCGUUCCGGAUUUAAUUAUACGAUUAUUACGAAACGCGUUGUAUGAAUACAUCUCAUGAAUAUAACAGCUCUAUGGGGCUUCAGUUCUAGCAGCAUACAUUGUCAUCAGGCGUCUAUAUUCUAAUUCG
Daldinia vernicosa is the source of this 1982-nucleotide messenger RNA. RefSeq lists its product as uncharacterized. NCBI's taxonomy places the organism in Eukaryota, Fungi, Ascomycota, Sordariomycetes, Xylariales, Hypoxylaceae. The record is from RefSeq and is a predicted model, not a curated record. Gene Ontology annotation, cellular component: tRNA-intron endonuclease complex. The transcript has a single exon. Gene Ontology annotation, biological process: tRNA-type intron splice site recognition and cleavage; tRNA splicing, via endonucleolytic cleavage and ligation. Gene Ontology annotation, molecular function: nucleic acid binding; tRNA-intron lyase activity. The coding region runs from base 167 to 1804 and encodes 545 amino acids.